Messenger RNA from Penicillium coprophilum, 6549 nucleotides. RefSeq lists its product as uncharacterized. The transcript has a single exon. Gene Ontology annotation, cellular component: cytoplasm. Bases 1 to 6549 code for a protein of 2182 amino acids. The record is from RefSeq and is a predicted model, not a curated record. NCBI's taxonomy places the organism in Eukaryota, Fungi, Ascomycota, Eurotiomycetes, Eurotiales, Aspergillaceae. Gene Ontology annotation, molecular function: catalytic activity; phosphopantetheine binding. Gene Ontology annotation, biological process: secondary metabolite biosynthetic process; amino acid activation for nonribosomal peptide biosynthetic process.
AUGUCACUCGUGGAGCAGAAUACCAGUGCAGAUGUCAAAUCGACUGAUAUCAGUACAGUGACACAGAUAGAUCUCGAAAGGAUUUGGACAUGGAACAAGAUAACCCCAGAACCGAUUGAGCGAUGCGUUCAUGAGAUGUUCGAAGAGAAAGCUCAAACUCAGCCUAAUGCAUCUGCUAUCUGUGCCUGGGAUGGCGACUUCUCUUAUGCCGAACUGGAUCAACUCACUACAAAAUUAGCAGACAGGCUCAGUGAGAUGGGUAUUGGGCACGGUGUGUUGAUACCUCUCUGUUUCGAGAAGUCGAUGUGGACGACAGUUGCCAUGCUUGGAGUGCUUAAAGCCGGUGGAGGAUUUGUCAUGCUUGAUACCUUGUUCCCUGAACAUCAUCUCCGUCUCAUCGUCCAACAAGUCAAAGCAGAUCUCAUCUUGUCUUCUGUCUCAAAUCAGGAACUCAGUUUGAGAUUGGCUCGGAAUGUGAUUCCUAUAAGUCGAACAUUCUUCAUCAAUCUGGAUGUUCAAGCAAACCGUCGUCUUUUCCCUAGUCUUCCAUCCUCAGUCAUGUACGUGAACUUUACAUCAGGCAGUACGGGGACCCCGAAAGGUGUUAUUUUGAGCCAUCGAAAUUUUGCAUCGGCUCUCUACCACCAAGCACAGCGUCUCGGAUUCACAAAAGAAUCGAGGGUCUAUGACUUUUCCUCAUACAGCUUUGAUGCAUCAAUUAGCCAGACUUUCACAACUCUCACUGCUGGAGGUUGCUUAUGUGUACCGAUGGAGCAAGAUCGGAUGAACAAGUUGGCUCAGAGCAUAGUAUCUUUGCGCGCAAACGUUGCUGCCCUGACACCCUCCGUUGCCCAACUACUGGACCCAAAAGAUACCACUACACUACACACAAUUAUGUUUAUCGCGGAAGCGUUACAACUUAGGGAUAUCAACCGUUGGUGGGGAAAAGUCCGAGUUUUCAACAUAUACGGGCCAAGUGAGUGUACUCCGUACAGCGUCAUCAACAGCCAUGCGUCUUGCCCACAAGAAGCUGCCCGAAUAGGCAUUGGUGCUGGCCAAGUUACAUGGGUCGUCGACCCGCAUGACCAUAAUCGGUUGCUUCCACUUGGCGACACCGGCGAGCUACUUCUGGAAGGGCCACUUGUGGGUGAAGGGUAUUUGGAUAACCCAGAGAAGACAGCAAUGGCAUUCAUCCAUGACCCACUGUGGUUGCGAAGAGGAAGCUUGGGACAACCAGGAAGAUGUGGACAACGCCUCUAUAAAACAGGAGAUCUUGUUCAUUAUAACGAGGAUGGAAGCUUGACCUUUGUUGCACGCAAAGAUACACAGGUCAAGAUUCACGGACAGCGAGUCGAGGUUGGAGAAAUUGAGCACUGCUUACAGGAGCACAUGACCGAAGCAAAGCAAGUUGUGGUAGAUAUGGUUAUGCGAGAGAACACAGGUCCAGCGUUGGCAGCCUUCAUUCAAAUCGAUCAGAUUGCGCCAAAUCCCAGACAGCCAGAGUCUACCUGCACCGCAGAGAUGCUUGAAAUUUCUACCGAUACCAAAGACAAACUAACUCAGCAUCUGCCAGGCUACAUGGUGCCCACCAUGUUCUUUUCUGUGCGAAAGAUCCCCAUGACGGUGUCAGGGAAGCUGGACCGUAGAACACUACGCAAUAUUGGCACUUUGUGUAUUCAAAAAUUCAUGGAAAAGCAGAGACCAAAGCCAAAGCCAACAUCACGCCUCGGGUUGGAGUUACAAAGGAUAUUGGGUAGGGUUCUGGCACUUGACCCGGCAUUGGUGGGAGUUGAAGAUAAUUUCUUUCGGCUGGGGGGAGACUCUAUUGCGGCUAUGCACGUCGUCUCCGAGGCUCAAAAGGCUGGAAUUGAGCUCACGGUUUCAGACAUCUUCCAAUAUCCUACACUCAUCAGCCUGGUCAGCCGGUGCCACCAUGUUGUAGCAGAGUGGGCUCCGGGAAUGAUCCCACCUUUUGCCAUUUUGAGAGACGUCUUUGACAAAGAUUUGUUCCUCCGAGAAAUUGAAGCCCAGUAUCAGUUCGAUCCAGAGACCGUAGAAGACGCAUACCCGUGCACUCCUUUACAAGAAGGUCUCGUGUCACUGUCCUUAAAACACCCGGGGGAAUACAUGAUUCGACGCACUCUGGAACUGCAUUCCACCAUUGAAACAAGAGAUUUCUGUCGAGCAUGGGAAGAAAUGGUUCAAAAUGUUGCAAUCUUACGGACAAGAAUUGUGCAGCGCAGCGGGGUGGGCCCCUUGCAAUUAGUAUUGAACGAAGGAAUCCAAUGGACUCAUGCAUAUGGAUUGAAUGAGUAUCUUGAAGAUGACAAAAAACGGACAUUGGAACUUGGAAAGCCUCUUGCACGCUACGCCAUUGUCACAGAUAAUGCGGGCUUGCGUCGAUGGUUCGUGUGGACACUUCAUCAUGCACUUUAUGAUGGCUGGUCACUGCCACUUAUGAUUGACAUGGUGAAUCGAAGAUACCAUGGUAUCUCGGAAAAGCCAAGACACGAGUUCAAAGGGUUUAUCAAGUACCUCGAGGAGCAGAACAAUGACAAGAUAGCUGGCUACUGGCGCAAUUCUCUUAUGAACUGUGACUCUACCCUCUUUCCAGCACUUCCAUCGUCUGUGCAGCGGCCAGUAGCAGACAGCGACAUAACUCAUGAAAUACCAUGGCUAAGCACACAACCACGAGAUAUUACAAUCACAACACUUGUUCGUGCCGCCUGGGCUCUGCUUGCCAGCAGAAUGACAAACUCAGACAGUGUCGUGUUUGGUAUCACUACAUCAGGACGCAGUGCGCCUGUUAAUGGUAUUAGCGAGAUGGUAGGCCCGACAAUCGCAACUGUUCCUUUGCAAGUCAUGAUAUCACGGUCCCAGAAAGUUCUGGACUUUCUCGAGGCAGUACAGCAGCAAUCAACGGAUAUGAUUCCUUUCGAGCAGUUCGGUCUACACCGAAUUGCUCGAACAUGCCCUGGGGCCCAGCAGGCAUGUAUGUUCCAGACACUUCUUAUCAUCCAGCCACAAGAAAAUAGACCCGACUGUACACUUGGAGUGUGGGAAGAAAACAGUGAGCCGGAGUGGGUCAAUACAUAUGCACUAGCGCUGGAAGUGCAAAUUGGCAGGAAGAGAGUCAAUGCUAAAUUUGACUCGAAUGUGAUUAAGCCGUGGAUUGUGCAGUCGCUAUUGGAAGGACUCGACUUUGUAAUGAAACAACUUGACUCCGCAGGAUCCCGACAGACCAUGGCAGACAUCGAGCUGGUCACACCCCGGAGUUUGGAGCGAAUAUGGGAUUGGAAUUGUACCGUCCCAUCACCAGUGCAAGAAUCUAUUUAUCAUUUAAUCGAAGAGCGGAUGCACAAUCAGCCGAUGGCAAGAGCUAUAUAUGCUUGGGACGGAGAGUUCACAUACGGCGAGCUAGAUCGACUGUCCUCGGUGGUAGCGGCUCAGGUCGUCAAACUUCGAGUUGAUUCACACCUACUAGGGCCGGAUAUCCUGGUGCCACUAUGCUUUGAGAAGUCCAAGUGGACAAUAGUAUCCAUGCUUGGUGUCAUCAAGUCCGGCGCAGGCUUUGUGUUGCUCGAUCCUUCUCUCCCUCAGCCCCGACUGCAAUCAAUACUCCAAAAAGUGAACUCGAAGUUGAUGUUAUCCUCCCAAGCCAACAUGGAUUUGAGCCGCAAAUUGUCAGAGGUAGUAGUUCAAAUUGGCCCAGAUCUAUCUCACAUCUCAAAUACUGUCUUGGAUAGUCCCUCGGAUAGUGUUUCGAGUUACGAUACCAGUUCCGCACCACUGUUGCAAUCACCCUCAAGGGCAUUUUAUGCAGUAUUCACUUCCGGCAGCACUGGAGCGCCCAAAGGGGUGUUGGUGUCGCACGUGAAUUUUUGCUCCGCCAUACGCUACCAGUCAGAUCUUCUAGGAUUCACCAGAAAGUCUAGAGUCCUAGAUUUUGCAUCAUACGCUUUUGACGCCGCGAUCCACAAUAUUAUAGUAACACUUGUUGCGCGAGGAUGUCUGUGCAUUCCUUCUGAAGAAGACCGCGUCGGUAACAUUGGAGACAUCAUUUCCGCCAUGCGGCCGACGAUCGUCAAUUUGACUCCGACAGUAGCACGUCUGCUAGACCCAGCGACGACACGAGGUCUUCAGACUUUGAUUUUACUUGGCGAGCCAGUCAAAACCAGGGAUAUUGAGCGAUGGCAGUCGCAGGAAAUCCAGAUAAUCAACGCCUACGGACCCGCUGAAUGUACGCCAAUUACCACAAUCCACGCAUUUGGUUCCAGCACAGACGAGAUCAUUAGGAUUGGAAAGGGUGUGGGUUUAGUAACAUGGAUUGUGGAUCCAGAGGACCAUGAUCGCUUGUUACCACUGGGAUGCACCGGUGAACUACUCCUCGAAGGGCCGCUUGUUGGAAUUGGCUACAUGGGGGAUCCAGACAAGACCGCUGAAGCUUUUAUCGAAGACCCUGAAUGGCUGCUGAAGGGUUCGAAUGCUCGAUUUGGGUGCCAUGGCCACCUUUAUAAGACAGGCGAUCUGGUGCAGUACAACGAAGAUGGGAGUCUGACGUUCAUGGGCCGCAAAGACAGUCAAGUCAAGAUCAGAGGGCAGCGCUUCGAGCUUGAAGAAGUUGAACACCACAUUCAAAAUUGCUUGCCAAAGGCGAGCCAGGUUGUAGCCGAAGUUACCCUGCCUGAGGGCGAGACAAAUCCUAGACCGGUGUUGGUGGCCUUCAUCCAGGUGAGCGAUAUGGACAUGAAGAUCAACGACGAACCGACUCUUGAGGUGAAGACAUAUCCCAUGUCUGCUGAUAUCAAGAAGAAGCUUGCAUGUCACCUGCCAGCCUACAUGGUGCCGACAGUAGUAUUCGCUCUGCGGGAUAUGCCGCUAACACCCACGGGUAAGACAAAUCGCAGGCGUCUUCAAGAGAUUGGCCAGGAAUUGCUCUUCAAAGAUGGGAACAAGGAGUUCGACUCGUCUGAAAACUUUCUUGGGAAUCCACACGACAGAUUGAUAUUGGAGACUGAGCAGCCGGCAUACACAAUAGCCCAGAAAUUAUAUUCCAUACGUCCCUCGUGGACUCAGGACAAUUUUUCAUCUGGAGAGGACGGGUCACAGCACCGGCACACUGAAUUGAACGACGUGCUUUUACAUUCGUCCGGUUUAGACUCUGUGGAUAUGAUGGAACUUACGUCGUUUAUUUCGCAGAAAUUCCACGCUCAAGUUGGAAUGCAGUUUUUGAUGGACAAAGCAACCAGUAUCAGAAGCCUAGCUCAGUAUUUAGUCAGUUCACAGGCGUGUGAUGCUGAUAAUCAACCAUUUCCACUCCCCUCAAUUCAUGCCUCGACCUCGAUUGAUCUCAUGGCUGAGAUCGGGCGAUACGACUCUAGAGUUCUGAGCGCCCAACGGAGACCCGCACGCCAUGAUAACAUAGCGAGUAACAUUCUGCCAAUAGACAGAGAUGGUAAGGUUUUUACCGUGCUCUUGACUGGCGGCACCGGUUUUGUCGGUACUCAAAUCCUCCGCCAGCUGCUCGAACAUCACCAUGUCAGUCGUGUGAUUGGGCUUGUACGUGGCGAUACGGAUGAUGCAGCCAGAGCGCAUAUCAUUGAUAAAGCUGUGAAAGCGCUCUGGUGGACUAAUUGCAACGCGGAUAAACUAGAGGUCUGGCGAGGCGAUCUAUCACUGCCAAAGCUAGGACUUAGUUCAACGCGCUGGGAUUCUCUAGCCAGUGGCCAAGCAAUCAAUACGAUAAUCCACUGCGGGGCCACAGUGCACUGGACGAAAAGCUACGAAGUCCUGGAGGCCGCCAAUGUUGGCUCAACCAUAGAGCUGUUACUACUCGCCGUAGGUGUCCCUCGAAUGAGGUUCCUCUAUGUCACGGGCGGUCGGCCUUGGAGAUUUCACGAAGAGCUGGAUGUUGCGAACGAGCUUUCAGUCGCAGAUGCCGUUGCGUAUAGCCAGACUAAGUUUGUCGCUGAAGCUGUAAUCAAGCGUGCGGCGCGUCGCAUCCCAUCUGAAACUAAUCGGCUCGCCAUUCUAAAUCCUGGAUGGGUUAUUGGCACGCCAAGUGAGGGUUUCUCCAACACUGAUGACUAUAUCUGGCGGCUGGUGGCGACAUGCAUCAAAGUAGGGGCGUACAACCAGGUUGAGGCGGACGGGUGGCUUUCCAUGUCUGAUGCUACUGCCACAGCGACAGCGAUUAUUGAGGCAGCACUGGGAAAGAGGAUACAGAUCGUGGGUGAAGAACAGCCCGUGGAUGGCAUUCUAUGGAGGGAGUUUUGGGCCAUUAUUGGGGGCCUGGGUUACAGGCUUGAGGCCAAGGGCAUGGUAGAUUGGCUGGCUCUUGUUCGUGCUGACAUUGAAGCUGAAAGAGAGAAGCACCCACUGUGGCCACUGGCACAUAUAUUCGGAGGCUUGCAGAACGAUGAGCGAGUUGUGGGUAGCUUGCAGCAGAAGCGUGGUAGCACGCCAUUGCGAUUGAAAGUCGCUGUGGGCAGGUGCGUCGAGUUUCUUGUCAAAGUCGGCUUUUUACCUACACCUUCAGAUCAGAUCUAA